Molecule: messenger RNA, 1350 nt
Organism: Adineta steineri
Lineage: Eukaryota; Metazoa; Rotifera; Eurotatoria; Adinetida; Adinetidae
Source: the annotation of a GenBank genome assembly
AUGUUUUCAAAGCUCCAAUAUUCGAUUUUAAUCUACUGUACAAUCUUAAUAUGUGUCUUUGACCAUCGAAUUGACGCAACGAAUGUUACGUUUAUUCCCACACCUAUUCGCAUCACGGUUGCUGAUCUUCCGGCCCCGUUUACAACACAAUCCGCUAAUAAAGAUGGAAAUAUUAUUCCUGUACCAUCGGAUCCAAAAAUAUCUGUUCCAGUUGGAUUUGCAGUCAAACUUUUCGUAGAUGGUCUCAUUACGCCUCGUUUUCUUCUGUAUACGCCCACUGGUGACAUUCUUGUUAGUGAACCUAGUGCUAAUCGGAUAUCAUGCCUAGUUGAUAGCAAUAAUGAUGGAUAUCCUGAUGAGCGCAUAACAUUUGCUGAUGCAUCCAAUAAAAUCAGUCGUCCUUACGGGAUGGUAUUUAUCAAAGGCUACUUUUAUGUGGCGAAUUCAAAUGGUAUUCGACGAUAUCCAUGGAUACGUGCAAGUCGUCAAAUAUCUGGCGAGGGUGAGCAGAUAAUGGAUAUUGAUCCAAGCGGUCACUGGACCCGAGUUAUUACUAUGUCACCAACAGCCGACAAAAUAUAUAUUGGUAUUGGUUCAGCGACCAACAAUGAUGCUGAUCCUUUACCACGAGCAUCCGUUCAAGUAGCAAAUCUUGAUGGAAGUAAUCGAACAACAUUUGCGUUCGGUCUUCGAAAUCCGAUCGGUCUAGCUUUUCAUCCAGUUAGCAAUGAACUGUAUGUUGCAUGUCAAGAGCGCGAUGGUCUCGGUGAUAAUCUUGUUCCAGAUUUCUUUACACGCAUUCGGCAAGAUGAAUUUUAUGGUUGGCCAUAUGCUUAUAUGUCACCGAGUUUAAUCGAUCCAAAACACACUCUACCGAAUGGAUCAAGUGUACAGCCCGAUUUGGUAGCACGUACACGAACACCAGAUGUUCUCAUUCAAGCACAUUCGGCUGUUCUCGACAUGCUUUUCUAUACAGGCAAUCAAUUUCCGAGUAGUUACAAGAAUGGAGCAUUUGCAGCACUCCAUGGAUCAUGGAAUAGGGAAGUUGGAACAGGAUACAAAAUCGUCUUUAUACCUUUCAAUAGCGAUAAUCGACCGAUAGGUCACUAUGAAGACUUCGUUGACGGUUUUUUAACCAAUCCACGUGGGCCCGACACGUUUGCCACUCCAGUCGGUCUACUUGUACUCAAAGAUGGUAGUCUCAUAUUCACUGAGGACGGAAACAAUCGAAUUUAUCAAGUUCAAUACCAACAGUCGACCAGUAGUAGCCAUUGUCAACAUUUUGUCUCUGUUGUAUUUCUUAUUAUUUGGCAGUUGUUUUCGUUCUUUUUCAAGCACGAAAUUAAUUAA